This is a messenger RNA of Alternaria hordeiaustralica, 543 nucleotides long. RefSeq lists its product as uncharacterized. Gene Ontology annotation, molecular function: glutathione peroxidase activity; glutathione transferase activity. Gene Ontology annotation, biological process: glutathione metabolic process. The transcript has a single exon. The record is from RefSeq and is a predicted model, not a curated record. NCBI's taxonomy places the organism in Eukaryota, Fungi, Ascomycota, Dothideomycetes, Pleosporales, Pleosporaceae. Gene Ontology annotation, cellular component: mitochondrion; peroxisome. Bases 1 to 543 code for a protein of 180 amino acids.
AUGUGGGAAAACGGCAAGGACGUCAGUAAACCGGAAGUACUUGUGGAAGUUCUAAAGCAGCGUUUAAAGGAAGACGAAGCCCGAGAAGUCAUGGCGAAAGCAAACAGCCCGCCAUACAAGCAGCAGCUGAACGAUAAUACCAAGGAAGCCCUCGAUCGGGGUGCCUUUGGCUGCCCAUGGUUCCUUGUGCGCAACUCGAAAGGGGAAGAAGAACCAUUCUUUGGCAGUGAUAGGUACGUGCUCUCUCAUCUGUGUCCCCGGCCCUGCCUUUUGCUUAGCAUGCUCGUGUAUUCCGUUGUGGGUCGACGAGGUUGGACCUCUACUAGUACGUCUAUGUUCAGUAAGGCGCCCGCUACGGGGGAGAUGCCGCAACGGAUACAGAAUGAGCUGCGAACGGUUGAAACAUGGCGAACGAACACUCGAGAGCUGUGGGGCGCGCUAACGGGUAUGCCAUAUAGGUUCCAUUACAUGUGGGAGUACUUGGGAUUGCCGUGGAAGGAUGUUCAGCUGUUGCCGCCGGGUGAUGCAAAGGCGAAGAUCUGA